This is a messenger RNA of Menidia menidia (Atlantic silverside), 1697 nucleotides long. The record is from the annotation of a GenBank genome assembly. NCBI's taxonomy places the organism in Eukaryota, Metazoa, Chordata, Actinopteri, Atheriniformes, Atherinopsidae.
AUGUCAAAAUACACGAGCUUUCCAGAGCCAACGGAGGACCCAAACCCCUUCCAGGACCCGGCGGUGACUCAGCAUAGCAGCAACACAGGAUAUGCCACACUGGACCUUUACAACCCUUUUGACAACACUACUGGGCCUCCUCCACCGUAUGAAGCCACCUCUCCUUCUGCUCCAGCUGUUCCUGUGCAGACGCCACCCAGCAGAACAACACCCACCGAGCCUCGCAACUAUGGCUCCUACAACUCCCAGCCUGUGGUGAAUGCUACCACAGCUGAGCUCCUGAGGAAGCAGGAGGAGCUGGAGAAGAAGGCCCAGGAGCUGGAGAGAAGAGAGCGGGAGCUCGAGUCGCAUGGCCUCGGACCUGGAGCCUCACGUCAGAAUAACUGGCCCCCGCUGCCUUCCUUCUGCCCUGUUGGCCCCUGCUUCUAUCAGGACAUCAGUGUGGAGAUCAGCCAGCGCUUCCAGCGUACUGUCACCAUCAUGUACUACUUCUGGAUGUUCUGCACUGGCACGCUUCUGUUCAACCUGGUCUCCUCUCUGGCCAUGUUCUGUGUGGACAGCACCGGGGGCGUGGGCUUGGGCCUUGCAAUCCUUUGGGCGCUCCUCUUCACCCCCUGCUCUUUUGUCUGUUGGUAUCGUCCUGUCUACAAAGCCUUCAGGAGUGACAGCUCCUUCAACUUCUUCACCUUCUUCUUAAUUUUCUUUGCCCAAGUGGGUGUCUUUGUCAUCAUGACUAUUGGCAUCCCUGGGUGGGGUUUCAGUGGAUGGAUUGUGAGCCUUGCUGCUCUGAAGAGCAAUGUGGGUGUCGGUGCGAUCAUGAUGAUAAAUGCCAUCCUAUUUACUGCCCAGACUGCUAUGGGGGUGGUCAUGCUGAAGAAGAUCCACAGUCUGUACAGGCAAACCGAUGCCAGCUUUCAGAAGGCUCAGGCCGAGUUUGCCACCGGAGUCAUGUCUAAUCAGGCCGUACGCCAGGCAGCUGCCUCCGCUGCCCAGGGGGCCUUCACUGCACCCCGAUAAAGAGCGACCAACAGCGCUUGGAGAGUGAGGAGUGGAGGAUGAGCUUGAUGAAAAAUCUAUUAGUUGGGGGGGAAUUAUAUUAUACCUCCCUCUAAACUAAACUUAUGGACACAUGCAUGAAACAGAUGUGGUGGCUGUCUAAUUUCUGAACGUGUACAGGACAAACUAGCUACAUAGCCAAACCAAAUUAACAAAUCUGAAAGUUUAAGAAACCUAAAGAUGGUGUGAACUAUAAAAACAAAAGGCUGAAUGAAAUUUGAAGUCAGACCAGGUGUCUAAUGAUGCAGGGAAGAAGCUCUGUGCCAAGUAGGGUGAGACAAGCAUGGCUAUCCCCCGUCUUUAACUGACACGGGAUGUCAAUAGCCAAACUCCAGCAAAUCCUAAUACUCGCCGCACUCUGAGAUGUUGCCACUUUAACAUUUGAUCCUUAUCUGAGCGGCACUACUUUUUGUUGCUUAAGUGUAAGUUAACAUUUUGUUUGUUUGAAUGUUGUUGUUGUUUUUUGGGGGGAUUAUUAUUACAAAUGAGAAACCCCCUUUGCUGUAUUGCCAAAACCUCUCAUACUGUAAGGAUUAAGAACAUGUGUUCCCAGCACCUGUCACUGUUGCCUUGGUGCUGCUUGUGGUUGUUAUUAUCACUGUCUUGGUUUUAAUAAAAAAUAUAUUGUCAUGCUUUCACAA